This is a messenger RNA of Harpegnathos saltator (Jerdon's jumping ant), 1248 nucleotides long. RefSeq names its product vacuolar protein sorting 29 (gene Vps29). The transcript has 4 exons. Gene Ontology annotation, cellular component: retromer complex. The record is from RefSeq and is a predicted model, not a curated record. Bases 146 to 694 code for a protein of 182 amino acids. NCBI's taxonomy places the organism in Eukaryota, Metazoa, Arthropoda, Insecta, Hymenoptera, Formicidae. Gene Ontology annotation, biological process: retrograde transport, endosome to Golgi.
GAGAGAAAGAGAGAGAGAGAGGGAGUUUUGCCGUUGUUGCAUUUGACGUUUCGCCCCUCGUGAUCUAUUGUACAUAUAAUUAAUUGAUAUUAAGAGUUUAACGUAUAUUGAAAUAUAUUAUUACUAAUAUAUUUUUAAGAAAAUCAUGCUUGUUUUAGUAUUGGGUGAUCUACAUAUUCCGCAUAGGUGUAGUAGCUUGCCAAGCAAAUUCAAGAAGCUGCUAGUACCAGGCAGAAUUCAGCAUAUCUUAUGUACAGGCAAUCUUUGUACGAAGGAAUCUUACGAUUAUCUCAAGACAUUAGCUAGUGAUGUACAUGUAGUUAGAGGAGAUUUUGAUGAGAAUUUAAAUUACCCAGAACAAAAAGUUGUCACAGUAGGUCAAUUUAGAAUAGGACUUUCUCAUGGGCAUCAAGUAGUACCAUGGGGUGAUCCUGAAUCCUUGGCGCUAAUCCAAAGACAAUUGGAUGUUGAUAUUCUAAUAUCUGGACACACACAUAAAUUUGAGGCAUAUGAGCAUGAAAAUAAAUUCUAUAUUAAUCCAGGUUCAGCUACUGGAGCUUACAACCCUUUGGAUACAUCUGUCAUUCCAUCAUUUGUGUUAAUGGACAUUCAAAGCUCAACAGUCGUUACUUAUGUGUACCAGCUAGUUGGGGAUGAAGUUAAAGUGGAAAGAAUUGAAUAUAAGAAAAGUUAGAACUACUGGAGAAUUUACAGGAUAUAUCAAUUAUAAAUUAUAUCCAGGAUGUAAAAGUGUGACUACAUGUCUAAUAACGCUUAAUUUUUGCAACUUAUGCACUUUGCGAUUUGCGUUGCAUUAAUUAAUUAAAUAAUUAAGUAUGAAUCGUAUAACAUAUAAUUGUAAAUAAAGCGGUAUCAAUAUUAUGUAUUAAAAAUAAGUCCUCUUGAGAAAUAUUCAUUGUGUAUCUAAACACAAGUUAAUAGAUGCGAGUAUAAUGUCAGAAAUUGCCAUAAACGAUUUAACAGAAUAGAUUCUGUAGAAUAUAUUAUACAAAAAAUGUUUAUGUAGAAUUUACCAUGUAAGUACAUAACAUUUUAAUAUGUCGCAUUGUCUUAAUCUAGAGAUAUGCGAGUAUUAAUAAAAUUCAAGGCGAGUCCGAGUAUAUUGAGGGUAAAGAUGUUAAAACACUAUAACAAAGUUAGAGUUUUUGUUAAACAAAGAAAUCAGAUAAUGUUCCUGUUUGGGAGAAAUUUGUGUUGGGAAAAUAAAGACGCACCAUCAUUUCGUUA